AUGGAGCUCGGAUUAUUCUGGGUCCUCACUGAAGAGCCGCCCGCUCCUCAAGGGGAAGCCGUGCUAGACGAGGUCGAAAGAACGCGUCUUGAUGCGUUAAGGGCCCGUUGGGAGAAGGCAAAUGCCUCAGCCCUAGCACGUCUCCUGGCCGUUCUGUCAAACAGGCUCUUCGACGUCUACGUGGGAUUCGGGGAAGCAUGGAAGGUGUGGACGGAGCUGAAUGACAAGUAUGCUGAAAGCGAUAAUGGCAAUGAGUCCUUCAUGAUGGCAAGCUACCUGAACUUUCGUAUGGGAGAUAGCAGAUCAGUUAUGGAACAAAUUCAUGAGUUACAGCUGAUCGUGCGUGACUUAGGCCAAUAUGGUUGUGUCCUCCUGGAGAACUUUCAGGUUAAUUCUAUUUUGGCCAAGCUGCCUACUUCUUGGCGUGAUUUUGUCAUUGCACGUCGACACUUAAAACAGCGAUUGACUCUUAAUGUGCUCAUUACUGCUAUAAAUGUCGAAGAGAAGUCAAAGGCAGGCUAUGGUGGGGCAAAGGCGCCUGCUCAAGCUCAUCUUGUUGAGCACAAGAACCAUCCUGGGAAGAAUGUGAAGAAAGAGAAGGCCAAGCCUGGUUCCUCUGGACCGAAGACUAAUACUAUUAAGAAGAAGAAGAAGCCCGAGAUUGUCUACUACGUCUGCGGUGGGUUGGAUUAUAAGGCCAACAAAUGUCACGAUCAUAAGGGCAAGGGGCCGACGCCUGAGCAGCAGAAGGUAGCCAAAGCCCAAGUUCAUGUGGCGGUUGUAACGGCCGAUGAUACCGGCAAAGGCGACUCCACUAGUGGGGUGCAGAUGGUGGAUCCAUACUGA
This is a messenger RNA of Phragmites australis (common reed), 846 nucleotides long. RefSeq lists its product as uncharacterized. The transcript has 2 exons. The record is from RefSeq and is a predicted model, not a curated record. Lineage: Eukaryota; Viridiplantae; Streptophyta; Magnoliopsida; Poales; Poaceae. Bases 1 to 846 code for a protein of 281 amino acids.